UUUUCCAGAUAAAAAAUCUUCGAGGGGUUCGUUGCUCACACUGGUAUUCUACUUCUCGCAAGACGAUGCACCUCACAAAACCCAUCCACAACAGGGUCAAUACAGGAUGCUGUCACCACAUCUCCUCUUAUCCCCCUCCCUUCAUAUACUAAUCUAUCCAACCAUAUCCACUGUCAAAAUAAUUUACUCAUAUCCCCAUCCAGUCACCUUACCUAACAUACCUUCGGAGACAAAUUCCACCCAUCCACACAUCCAUGCCCGCCACCACAAUACAUCAAAAGCAGGUCAUCACGCAUAUAUACACAGACAAUCAUCCAUGUUUACACGAUUUUACAACGUGGCCGUUCACAAGUCCCGUCAGGUUGGGUCCCCCCCAUUCCCCCUUGAACUAUCACCCUGUGUGUACUGGGCUGUGAUUGGCCGAGUGAGUUUGGGUGGAGAUGGGAGAUCGGCAGGUACAGGUACGUUUCCCUUACUUCGUUGA
Messenger RNA from Periconia digitata, 484 nucleotides. The record is from the annotation of a GenBank genome assembly. NCBI's taxonomy places the organism in Eukaryota, Fungi, Ascomycota, Dothideomycetes, Pleosporales, Periconiaceae.